This is a messenger RNA of Pistacia vera, 1548 nucleotides long. Its product is annotated as probable protein phosphatase 2C 34. The transcript has 6 exons. Lineage: Eukaryota; Viridiplantae; Streptophyta; Magnoliopsida; Sapindales; Anacardiaceae. The record is from RefSeq and is a predicted model, not a curated record. Gene Ontology annotation, molecular function: protein serine/threonine phosphatase activity. Gene Ontology annotation, biological process: protein dephosphorylation. Bases 227 to 1345 code for a protein of 372 amino acids.
GGUAUAUUUGAGCUUGCAAGUUGACGACGACAAACAAUGGAGUAUAAGCGAUACGAAGCUCAAUUCUCUCCAAUUAUCAGCUCUGUUUGCGUCAGAUACAUCGGAUUCUGGCAGUUAAGAUCAGACUGCCGAUAAUUCAGCCGUCAGAUUUCAAACAAUCAAGUUCUGAGAGGUGCUUUGUAGGAACUUAACAAAGGACAAAGGUUUUUUGAACUGCAGGGACAAUAUGACUUUUCCAUCUCUUCUUGAUGGAUUGGCGAGGACUGUAACGAUCAAAAGAGGUAAAAAUUGUAGAAAUGAUAGUGGGAGAGAAGCUGCAGAAGCCUUGGCAAAAGAUGCAAAGAAGAAAGAGUUGAUGUUGAGUUCAUCUGGUAACAUCAAAUCCAACAAGUCAAACAACUUUGCCUCAGUUUGCUCGAAGAGAGGUCAAAAGGGAAGUAAUCAAGACUCUGCAAUUGUGUGGGAGGAAUUUGGAUGCCAAGAGGAUAUGAUCUUUUGUGGGAUAUUCGAUGGACAUGGUCCAUGGGGACAUGUUGUUGCCAAAAGGGUGAGGGAAUCAGUGCCUUCUUCUUUGUUGUGCAAUUGGCAAGAAACCCUAAGUAAUUCAACAUCUGCUCAACCGAUUUUGGAUCGAAACCUUCACCAGUUUGAUAUUUGGAAGCAAACUUUCCUCAAGACUUACGCAGCCAUUGACAAGGAGCUCAAGCAGCAGUCUGGGAUUGAUUCUUUUCGCAGCGGUAGUACAGCUUUAACAAUUGUUAAGCAGGGCGAAAACCUUGCGGUAGCAAACGUAGGUGAUUCUCGGGCUGUGUUAGCAACUCUUUCCGAUGAUGGAAAUUUGGUACCACUUCAGCUGACCAUUGACUUCAAGCCAAAUUUGCCUGAGGAAGCUGAGCGAAUAAUUCAGUCGAAAGGGCUAGUGUUUUGCCUACAUGAUGAACCAGGAGUGUACAGGGUGUGGAUGCCGAAUGGAGAGACUCCAGGACUAGCAAUUUCAAGAGCCUUUGGUGAUUACUGCGUCAAAGAUUUCGGCUUAAUUUCUGUGCCUCAUGUAACACUAAGAGAUAUAACUAGCAAAGACCAAUUUGUCAUCCUGGCAACAGAUGGGGUAUGGGAUGUGAUCUCCAACCAAGAAGCUGUGGAAAUAGUUUCUUCAACUGGCGAAAGAGAACAAUCAGCAAAAAGACUGGUGGAAUGUGCUGCUCGUGCAUGGAAAUAUAAGAAACGAGGCAUUGCAAUGGAUGAUAUCUCUGCUGUUUGUCUCUUCUUUCACGCUUCAUCUUCGUCACCUCCACAUGUUGACACUUUGAAGCUCUCAAAACAAGCUGCUGCUGUCAUGAAUUGACCAACAAAAGCAAUGGAAAUAAUAUAUGAGUUUGUAUACAUAGAAAUACCCAUCUGGGAUAUGAGUGGAAUAAUGUUAGAACCUAUUUUCAUUACUUAUGAAAUUACUACCAAACAAACGUAUUUUAUGUAAUUACUACCAAACAAACGUAUCUUAUGUAUUGGGUUAUUUGGGUUGAUCGCAUAUUGUUUUCAAUACACUAA